GCUAGUCAUUUUAUCAGCAAAAAUUGUAAAAUUAAAUGAUUUUCAUUAUUUAAUGUUUGUAAUUUCUAUUGAGUCGUUUGCUUUCAAUAAAUUUGCCUACUAAUAGUAUUGUUUUAAUUUGUGUAUUAUUAUUUGUACAUAAGGUACAAUGUCGACAAACGAGUCACCAAUAUCCAAGGUAGUUGUUCAUCCUUUGGUGCUAUUGAGUGUUGUCGAUCACUUCACUCGGCUUGGAAAAAUCGGCAAUCAGAAACGAGUGGUCGGUGUUCUGCUCGGUUCGUGGCAACAAAACAAAGUGCUCGACAUAUCCAACAGUUUUGCACUACCAUUUGAUGAAGACGACAAAGACAAAUCCGUAUGGUUCCUCGACCACGAUUACCUUGAAAACAUGUAUGGCAUGUUCAAAAAGGUAAAUGCCCGCGAAAAAGUUGUUGGCUGGUACCACACCGGUCCCAAACUGCACCAGAACGACAUCGCCGUCAACGAGCUCGUGCGUCAGUAUUGUGUUAACAACACAUCUGUUUUGGUGAUUGUGGACGUUAAGCCAAAAGAUGUUGGUAUACCAACUGAAGCGUACAGGGUUGUUGAACAAAUUCACGACGAUGGGUCGCCACCAUCGAAAACCCUAGAGCAUAUAUCUAGUGAAAUUGGCGCGGAAGAAGCUGAAGAGGUUGGCGUUGAACAUUUAUUGAGGGACAUCAAAGACUCUACUAGCGGUUCGCUCAGCCAACGAGUAGCCAAUAUUAUAUUCGGCGCUAGAGGUCUGUACAAACAAAUGGUCGACAUUAGGGAUUAUCUGCAGCAAGUGGUUGAUGGGAAAUUACCCUUAAAUCAUCAGAUCAUAUACCAACUGCAAGAAAUAUUUAAUUUAUUGCCUGACGUAGACAAGGACUCGUUAGUAGCGGCUAUGCACGUAAAAGUAAACGACCACAUGCUUGCUGUAUACUUGGCAACAAUGAUUAGAACUAUAAUUGCUCUACACAACCUAAUCAACAACAAAAUUGCCAAUAGUGAUGAUGAAAAAAAGCAGCUGAGAGAACCCGAGGAGAAAAAAGAAGAAGUAGCUAAGAAAAAGGAAGUAAAAUAAUAUUUAUGACUAUAUUAUUAUAAUUGUAAAUAAAUAUUGCUAAUAAUUAUACAUUUUCUUU
Adelges cooleyi (spruce gall adelgid) is the source of this 1148-nucleotide messenger RNA. It is a transcript of the gene Rpn8, whose product is annotated as 26S proteasome non-ATPase regulatory subunit 7. The transcript has 2 exons. Gene Ontology annotation, molecular function: metallopeptidase activity; protein binding. Gene Ontology annotation, cellular component: proteasome regulatory particle; proteasome complex. The record is from RefSeq and is a predicted model, not a curated record. Lineage: Eukaryota; Metazoa; Arthropoda; Insecta; Hemiptera; Adelgidae. The coding region runs from base 149 to 1087 and encodes 312 amino acids. Gene Ontology annotation, biological process: proteasome-mediated ubiquitin-dependent protein catabolic process.